UCGUGCCGAAACAGUGGCGUGUGGGCCCCAGCCAGCUAUAUCUGGCUCUAGCGCAAGUAAACUGUACAAAACAAAACUGGACAGUGUUCCAUAUUAUAUGUAGAUAACUGACACUUCGGCAACCUGCGGUCUGACAAUGGGAGCGAACAACAGUACCCGCCGCGUGUCAUUUGAGUCAGAUGAGAACGAGAAUAUAACGGUGGUGAAGGGCAUACGGCUCUCUGAGAAUGUCAUCAACCGCAUGAGGGAACCUGCGGCACCUCCUAAACGUGAACAUGCUCUCACUCCGACACCCUCUGUGGCGCCUUCCCUCACUCCUUCUCCCCUCCUGCGGCCAGUGCCGCCUCCCUAUGACCCGAUCACCUCCUUGCCUCCUCCCCCUCCUGUUGUCGAACCUGUUACACCUCCAGCUCCUCCUCCACCAGCUCCAUCUGCCACAGAGACUGUGGCUGCACCUCCACCACCUUCUCCUCAGCCUCUGACAGAACAGCCCCCAGCGGAGCCUGUUUCUCCUCCUCCUGUCCCUGAGCCAGCGGUAGUGCCUGAGUCGAGUUCCGUCCCACCACCUCCUGCUGCACCAGCCAUUGAUGAAGAGGCCCUGAGGAAGAAGAUCACUGAUGAGCUGUAUAAAGGCUUGGAGCAGGACAGGGCCAAGGCAGAGCAAGAGCUGCAAGCCUGGCUGGAGUCAGAGAAGGCCCGGUCAGCAGCCAAGGCUCAGGCUGAAGCCCAGUCUCAGGUCCAGGAUGAAGUGUCCAGGAUUCUGUCUGUGGAGCGGGCCGUGGCCCAGGAGAGCCUCCAGCAGGCCGUGAUAAGAGAGAGGAUCGCCACCGAGGAGGAGAUGCUCCGCGCUCAACUCUUAGCCAAGCAGCUGGAGGCCAGAGAAGCCGACCUAAAGAGGCAGGAUGUUUUCUACAGAGAGCAGGUGGCCCGGCUGGAGGAGAGGAGCGCUCAGUUCUACAAGGUCACCACAGAGAACUACCAUAAAGCUGCCGACCAAGUGAAUGCCAAGUUCAAGCGGUACGAGAUGUAUCCUGUGUGUGCAGACCUGCAGGGCCAGAUCCUCGCAUGCUACAAAGAGAACGUUGGAAAAACCCUUCACUGCUCCAACAUAGCAGCCCUUUACCUACAGUGUGUCAACAACGCCAAACAGAACAAGUUGAGGACUGGAGGUUAAGGGGAGAGAGACAGAAAGAGGGAGCAAUGAAGAGUUUCUGGUGUGGGAUUACUUAUUAUCGACCGACUGACAGACAGACCGAACCGGAGCGAAGGACGUGAGGAACAAGUCAGCACCAAGACACACACCCUCAAAACCCUGUGGAGAACCAGAACAGAACCAGACUAGAGGCACCGAACACACCCUGAGAGAAAUAGACACCUUUUCCCCGUAGAUCCUUAUCUCCUUCCCCACCUCUCUUGCCUUUCGUCUAUCUCUCCUGUGAGUAUGUAGGGAGCGACACUGUCUGCUAUUUUGCGACAGCAGGGGUCGACGGCACCCAGCAGGCCUGAGCUCGGCCCGCUGGAAGGACAUGAACCAACACAGCAAAGCAAGCCACCUCUUUCACAGACCACCUGCACCCACCCCCCUCUCAUUCCAGCACUGUUAGGAAGAUAAAAGUCUAUUUUUACUUAUAAGUCAGUCCUAUUUUGUCGUCCAUAAAUCACUGAAAUCAUUGUUUUCCUGCUCCCAAUGCAUCAUCCUGUACACAAAUGUGCAUGUGUGCAUCUGUUCGUGUGACUUUGUUAAUAAUGUAACGACGUGCGUGUUCAAUUCAUGCAGACCAACACUUGUGACAAUGUCUGAUCAGAGGAAAUAAAAGACAACACAAUGCAGGAACUACU
This is a messenger RNA of Chelmon rostratus (copperband butterflyfish), 1839 nucleotides long. RefSeq names its product coiled-coil-helix-coiled-coil-helix domain containing 3a (gene chchd3a). The coding region runs from base 137 to 1174 and encodes 345 amino acids. The record is from RefSeq and is a predicted model, not a curated record. NCBI's taxonomy places the organism in Eukaryota, Metazoa, Chordata, Actinopteri, Chaetodontiformes, Chaetodontidae. The transcript is spliced from 9 exons. Gene Ontology annotation, biological process: inner mitochondrial membrane organization. Gene Ontology annotation, cellular component: MICOS complex; mitochondrion.